Messenger RNA from Setaria italica (foxtail millet), 1942 nucleotides. RefSeq names its product O-acyltransferase WSD1. The record is from RefSeq and is a predicted model, not a curated record. Gene Ontology annotation, cellular component: plasma membrane. The coding region runs from base 69 to 1616 and encodes 515 amino acids. Gene Ontology annotation, molecular function: long-chain-alcohol O-fatty-acyltransferase activity; diacylglycerol O-acyltransferase activity. NCBI's taxonomy places the organism in Eukaryota, Viridiplantae, Streptophyta, Magnoliopsida, Poales, Poaceae. The transcript has 7 exons. Gene Ontology annotation, biological process: triglyceride biosynthetic process.
GAUGUUCUCCGCACACAAACCAACCAUACACACACUGCAGUGUGACAGUCUCUGGUUCUAUAGCAAGAAUGGGUGCCCAUGGCGCCAGCCCCCUCGCUCCGCCGCCGCCGCUUUCGAUAGACACUCGCCACCGAGCUGGGGCAUUCGGAGACGCUGACGACGACGGCGGCGAGCCCCUGAGCCCUACCGCACGCAUGUUCCACGACUUCUACAUCGUCGCCGUCGUCGGCCUCGGCGCGCCCAUCGACUUUGAGCCCGCCCGCGCCGGCCUCGAGGUCACCCUCGUUCGCCACCCCCGCUUCUCCAGCAUCCGAGUGAUGGACGGGCCAGAGCCGCGAUGGGUCCCGACGACGGUGAACCUGGACGACCACAUCAUCGUGCCGGACCUGGACCGCGCCGCCAUCGCGGCCGACGCCGACAGGGCCCUGGAGGACUACGUGGCGUCCCUGUCCACGCUCCCCAUGGACCAGUCGCGGCCGCUCUGGGAGCUCCACGUCCUGGACUUCCCGACCUCCGAGGCGGCGUCCGCCGUGGCGUUCCGGAUCCACCACGCGCUCGGCGACGGCGCGUCGCUGGUCUCCCUCCUCCUGGCGUGCACGCGGAGCGCCGCCGACCCCAAGGCCCUGCCGGCCAUGCCGUCGCCCGCGCCGGCCCCGGGCCCGGGCGCGAGGAGGAGGGCGCGCCCCGUCUACGGCGCCCCGCCGCGGCCGGCGUGGUCGGCGGGCGCCCUGGCCCUCGCCGCCUGGGUCCUGUCGUGCGCCCUGCUGGCCUGGCACACGCUCGUGGACGUGGCGCGCUUCGUCGCCAUGGCGCUGCAGCUCGUGCGCGACCCGCCCACGCUGUUCAAGGGGGUGAAAGGCGUCGAGUCCAGGCGCAAGCGCUUCGUCAUGCGCACCUUCAGCCUCGACGACGUGAAGCUCAUCAAGCACGCUCUAGGCUGCACGGUAAAUGACGUGCUAGUUGGAGUGACAUCUGCUGCCCUGUCACGGUAUUACUUCCGUAAGCUUGGUGAUGACCAGGACACAAACAACAGAAGCACAUGCUUUAGAUCAGUCCUUUUCGUCAAUCUAAGGCCAACGCCCGGCAUACAACAACUGGCUAAGAUGAUGGAGUCCGGUAAGCACAAUGACUUGAAAUGGGGAAAUCGGCUCGGCUACAUCGUGCUCCCCUUCGAGAUCGUGAAGCACGACGACCCUCUUGACUACGUCCGCAACGGAAAGAAGACCGUGGACAGGAAGAAGCAUUCGUUCGAAGCGAUCGCCACUCAUCUCAUCGCUGAAACGGUCACCAAACUUUUCGGCAUUGAGGUAGCAACUGGUCUCUUCCACCGUAUGAUAUCCGGCACAACUGUGCUGUUCUCCAACAUGAUUGGUCCUGCUGAACCAAUAGAGUUCUACGGCCACCCCGUCGUCUACAUUGCACCAAGCAACUUUGGGCAUCCAUCGGCGCUGACAAUACACUGGCAAAGUUACCUGGACACUAUCAGGAUCAUACUUGCCGUGGAUGAUGCACAGUUUCUAGAUUCUCACGACCUCCUGGAUGAUUUCGCCGAAUCCCUGGAAAGUAUAAGAAACGCAACAUCAACAGCGUUCAAAGCACAAGUCGUCAAAGGUUGAUCGGAGUACACAUUAUUCCCAGAUGUGUCUGCAUUACUAUAUGUAAAAAAAUGAAUGGCUACUCGCGAAGUACUACCUAAUAAUGCGCGAGUUAAGAUACUCCCUGUGCGUGCAGAGGAAACGUCAAUCCUAAUCCUAACUGCGUUGGGUGGAUUCCUUUGGUGUUGAGAGUUGAGACUCAGCUUUCUGGAAGCGUGUGAGCUCCAUGAGGAUGUGACAAUUGUGAUGUUGAAAAACGUUGUAUCUUUGGUCCUGUUGCGAUGUAUCUUUGGCCUCGAACUCUGAAAAAGCAGUUAAUGAAUAAAAUUUCAAAUUUAUAAAUGGCA